AUGCGUCGCACGCGGACGGGGACCAAACCGACACCUGCCCGCCCUCACCGAGGUGGUGACGCGCGUAUACCGGUAGCACGGCCACCGACCGGUCGAACCACAGUAGCAGACCCAGACCCCAGAACGCCGAGCCCUGCCGGCAGUUCACCCGACGGGGUGGCAGGAGAACCAAGGACACAGGCCCCCAGAAAUGACACAGGCGGUUCCUCCUUAGCCCCAAACAUAGCGACCACAGCUGCCUCUGCCUCGGUGUCAACGUACACGCUCGAUCAGGCAACUAGUUCUUCCGACGAGGAUAUAGACGAUUCUAGGGCACUAACAUCCAGCUCAGACACAGGCAGUCCCUCCCUAGCCCCAAGCAGAGCUACAUCAGCUUUUUCCACCCCGAGAUCAACACGAACGAUCACGCGGACCACUGAACGGACGCCACGACCCCGGUCCUGCCGCGACCCGACUCCCUCGCUGCAACCCGCUAGGACCUCCGGUAGCCCGGUCCUUGACCACGACGAGAACUCGGUGCGCACGGCGUCACCCUCGUCCGGUCUCAGUGACGCCCAUGAUGCAGAGGGCGACAACGACGCAGGUGAGAGCCCCGUGAGUGGCGAUGGCGAUCUUGCAGCCCACGGUGAGGCCUUGAUAUUGUCCCCAGACGACACCACCCCGAUACAUGUGUACCUGCCCGAAGUCCGCGCCCUUGCCAGAGCUCCGGCUACGGGGAUGAACUGGGACCGAUUCUGCACUAUCAUGGAAGAGGUGACCUCCACGGCUGCGGCAACAGCAAAACUCCCUACCAGGACUGAGGGCAGCACUAGCAAGAGGUCGGCGGUUGACCCGAAUGACGCCCAGGGCAUUCAGUCACUCUAUCGCAGGAACCGACGCAGUGCAAUUCGCGCGAUCACGUCUGGCGAAAGCGCCUCCUGCAGCGUAGGAACGCGUGAAACCACGGACCACUUCGCGUCGGUUUGGUCCCCGUCCGCGUGCGACGCAUCGGUGUAUCCCCGUACGGAGGGACGUACCCCCGUACCAGUUGGACCCUUCUCCUCUGCCGAUGUCGUGAAACGCCUCAAGAAAUUUGAGAAUACGGCCCCUAGUGAUGACGGUCUCACAUAUCACCACUGGAGACGCCUCGACCCGUCCUGCAGUUUGUUAACCGAGGUAAUAAACACAUGCCUAAGGCACCGUCGUGUUCCCCCGUCAUGGAAGAAGGCAGUGACCGUCUUGAUCUUCAAGAAGGGGGACAAGAGUGACCUGGGUAACUGGAGGCCCAUCUCCCUAUGCCGCACCAUCUACAAGUUAUAUGCCGGCUGUAUUGCAGGUCGCCUCACGGAGUGGCUGGUGAGCAAUGCAGUCCUCAGCCCCUGCCAGAAGGGGUUCCUCCCAUCGGACGGUGCGUUUGAGCACGUCCACACUCUUAACCGCGAGCUUGAAAAAGCCCGGACUGGCAAAUCCGACAAGUGUGUGGCGUGGCUCGACGUGUCCAACGCGUUCGGGGCAAUCCCCCACAUGGCGCUUGAGACAGCCAUUGAGAGCUGUGGCGCGGGCGAGGGGCUCCUCCGGAUUGUCCAGGACAUCUAUAGCGGUGCAACAUCGUCAGUGAGUGUUGCCUAG
This is a messenger RNA of Macrosiphum euphorbiae (potato aphid), 1608 nucleotides long. The record is from the annotation of a GenBank genome assembly. Lineage: Eukaryota; Metazoa; Arthropoda; Insecta; Hemiptera; Aphididae.